GACACCUGGAAUUCCAGGGUGACAUCCAGGCUUGAGAGCGGGGACCUACAUGCCUCUAACCCCUAGGCAUGAGCAGAGAGUCGAAAGGCAAAUUGCCAGGAAAAAAAAAAUCAAUCUUCUGCCCAAGGUCCAGCAGAAGCAGCCUCAUUUACCUAGGAGGCGGGCUUCCUCCUGUGGGGAAUCCCUGGGCUGGGAGGAGCAGGAGCCCUUCCUCUUGGCAGCCUCGGAAACUUCAGCAGGUGCUGGCGCAAGCCCUGGCUAGGACGCGGGGUGGGAGCAGGCCCGGUGCGGGGGCUUAGGGUCAAGAAGCAGGAUGCUGGGGCCCAGGAAACCGGGAAGCUGUGUCCCUGGGUCCAGGGAGGAAUCCUACAGCGGCAGGGUGCUCGGGGCUGUCUCUUUCUCUCUUUGUCCAGAGCCUUAUGUAAGAGCUUUUCUCGGGAAACAGGAAGUCCUGCUUGCCAAGUUCAGCACAGGGAGUAGUGCAGGCCUUAUUCCAACACACCCGGCCUGGCCUUAACCCCAGAACUCAGCCAGUUCCUUGCUUCCGCGACCCUGAUUCUCCUCCCCACUGACCCCCUCCCCUUCUUUCCCACCUUUGGUCACUCUCAGCAAACUGCUCCAGAGAUCUCUCCUAUGCCCGGGCCAGGGGGUCUUCCACGCUCACCCCUUGACCCUCAAUGCUGCCCAGCUUGUCCCUCCAUCCCGGCUCCUGGCACCAUGCCCCAUAGCCAGCCAACCUUCCCUCCCCCACUUCUGGGGCCGCCCCGGGGUUCCUGCGCUCUGGCCGCUCCUCCUGGGUGUCACUGGCAGCCCUGUCCUUCCUAGAGAGACUGACACCAAAUUUUCCUGAGGCUGGAGGAGGGUGAGGGGUCUCAGGACAACACUGGCCCCGCAGCAGGGUGCCAGGGGCACCAACAGUGCCCCGAGCUUGCUUCCCGCCUCCCUCCUUUUUAUUCUCAAGUUCCUUUUUAUUUCUCCCUUGCGUAACGCCUUUCUUCCCUUCUGCACCACUGCCUGCACCCCCACCCUCCCUGUCACCUCCUUGCCACCCCACUCCUUAGGCCACAGCUGUUGGCAGGGUCCCCAGCUCAUGCCGGCCUCAUCUCCUUCCUUGCUAGCCCCCAAAGGGCCCCCGGGAGACAUGGGGGGCCCGGUCCGAGAGCCGGCACUCUCAGUUGCCCUCUGGUUGAGUUGGGGGGCGGCUCUGGGGGCUGUGGCUUGUGCCAUGGUUCUGCUGACCCAACAAACAGAGCUGCAGACCUUAAGGAGAGAGGUGACCCGGCUGCAGAGGACCGGAGGGCCCUCCGAGAAGGAGGAAGGGUAUCCGUGGCUGAGCCUCCGGGAGCAGAUCCUGGAGGACAGCCAGCACCAAGACUCAGGUUGCUGGGGAAAGAGCCCUGAUGGCGUGGAAGCCCAGGAGAAUGGGGAGAGAUCCCGGAGAAGGAGAGCAGUGCUCACCCGUAAACAGAAGAAGAAGCGCUCAGUUCUGCAUCUUGUUCCGGUUAACAUCACCUCCAAGGAGGACUCUGAUGUGACAGAGGUGAUGUGGCAACCAGCUCUCCAGCGUGGGGGAGGCCUGGAGGCCCAAGGAUAUGUCGUUCGAGUCUGGGAUGCUGGAGUUUAUCUGCUGUACAGCCAGGUCCUUUUUCAUGAUGUGACUUUCACCAUGGGUCAGGUGGUAUCCCGGGAGGGCCAGGGAAGGCAGGAGACUCUGUUCCGAUGUAUACGAAGCAUGCCCUCCAACCCUGACUGGGCCUACAAUAGCUGCUACAGUGCAGGUGUCUUCCAUUUACACCAGGGGGAUAUUCUGAGUGUCAUAAUCCCCCGGGCAAGGGCGAAACUUAGCCUCUCUCCACAUGGGACCUUCCUGGGGCUUGUGAAACUGUGAUCAUGUUGUAAAAGAUGGUUCUGAGCUUGGAAGACCAGGGUACCCUCUGCCUCUUCACUCCACAAGAAGCCUCAUCCUGACUUCCCUCUCUCCAUCUAUUGGGCCCCAGUUUCCAUCUCCAGGGGUGUAAUUAUUAUGCGCCCGUCUGCAGAGGGUGCCCGACGACGACAGCCCUCCUGCAGCCACAUCAUUACUCUCUGGGUCUCAAGUUUUGCCUUUCACGCCCUCCAACGCCCUAGCGUGGUAGGCCACUCUAAGCCUCUCUGGACUGGGACGGGUCGCCGGGGAGCCUUGGAUAAAUCGAGCCCUGGUCCUGAUCCUGUCUCACUCCUCUGAUCUCUCCUUUCUGCGCAAGCCCUGACCUAAAGUUAAAAAAUAAAAGAGAAUAAAUGAAA
Hippopotamus amphibius kiboko is the source of this 2283-nucleotide messenger RNA. It is a transcript of the gene TNFSF13, whose product is annotated as TNF superfamily member 13. Gene Ontology annotation, cellular component: membrane. The transcript is spliced from 8 exons. The coding region runs from base 1091 to 1888 and encodes 265 amino acids. The record is from RefSeq and is a predicted model, not a curated record. Gene Ontology annotation, molecular function: receptor ligand activity; tumor necrosis factor receptor binding. Lineage: Eukaryota; Metazoa; Chordata; Mammalia; Artiodactyla; Hippopotamidae. Gene Ontology annotation, biological process: immune response; positive regulation of isotype switching to IgA isotypes.